CAUAUAUUUCACUAUAGUUAUUUGAAAGAUAAAAAAGACGUGUAUUUCAAAUUCAUCCUUUCAUCCACGAAUUUCAAUUUCAACAACGUGAAUUUAAGACUGCCGCUGCACUCCCUCGGCACGCCCACGGUGAUGAAGCCUCCAUCGUGGCUGCCAGUGUAGAGCUUGUCGAAACCCAUCGGAAGCACGAUUCCAGUGAUAUCGUUCUGGUGCCCUUGAAGAUUCAUCAGAUUGGAGAAGGCCUCGAGUAGGGUUCUUUCAGGGGUUCCUUAAUCUCGACUGUUGGGGGUAUUUUCUUCUUAAUCGUCACCUUUUUGGGGGGUUCUUUCUCUGUUGCCGCCAUUGAGGGAUGACUUCCUUGAUCAUGGUCGCCAGAGAUUGAUCCUCAGGGUGUAGAAACCGACAGUUUGGGCCAUAUUUGCAGCGACCCAUCAGCCAAAACUUGCAAACCGGCGAAGAUUUGAACUUGAUGGGUGGUGGGUACAAUCGGCUCACACUUACUGCUCCUAAAAAUUCAGCUCCUGAUUUCUUGGCAUUCAAAGGCGGUCCGGCACGUAAGCUUCCCUUCGAGAAGCCGCUGGAGAGUAAAGCUACAGUGCUGUACAUUGGUCGCAUACCACAUGGGUUUUAUGAGAAUAAAAUGCAAGCUUAUUUUCAGCAAUUUUGCACCAUCAAGAGAUUAAGAAUUGCUCGUAAUAAAAAGACAGGAAAAUCAAAGCAUUUUGGCUUCUUAGAAUUUGAAGAUCAUCAGGUGGCAGAAGUUGUAGCCAAUGUUUUCAAACCCAAACCAGAGGUCAAACCGUUUUGAUCUCCGGUUCGCGGUUUGAACGGUUCAACCGGUUUAACCGAUAAAACCGUCGGGUUAAUUAAAUACUAAAAUAUAUGAUUUUGCAAAAGAUAUCACACGGUGUAGAUGGGUUGCACUGGUAGAUGACUGGUCUUCGAUAAGAGAGAUCUGGAGUUUAAGUCCCUCCAAUAAGAAAUUUUAAUAUAAUUGUGCUUUAAAG
Molecule: messenger RNA, 1007 nt
Organism: Rubroshorea leprosula
Lineage: Eukaryota; Viridiplantae; Streptophyta; Magnoliopsida; Malvales; Dipterocarpaceae
Source: the annotation of a GenBank genome assembly